Molecule: messenger RNA, 5302 nt
Organism: Megalobrama amblycephala (Wuchang bream)
Lineage: Eukaryota; Metazoa; Chordata; Actinopteri; Cypriniformes; Xenocyprididae
Product: slit homolog 2 protein
Exons: 2
Coding region: 2292-3350 (352 amino acids)
Molecular function (GO): protein binding
Source: RefSeq, a predicted model, not a curated record
UAUUCAUUUUGCAAAAACAACAGUAGUUAAACCGUGAUUAACAUAACAUUGGCUCAGUAUUACGGAAGCUUAUUUCCACCACUGAAUAAAAAAAAAAAAAAAAAUUGCGAGAAGAACAAUUCUGACUUUUUUUUUUUUCCCACAAUUUCAAGUUAUAAAGUUACAAUUGCAGGAUAAACUCAAAAUUGCAAGAAAGUCAGAAUUGCGAGUUAUAAACUCACAAUUGUAGAUUAUAAACUCUGUUGCGAGAAGCAAAGUCAGGAUUGCAAGAAAUAAAGUCAGGAAUGCGAGUUAUAAAUUCAAAAUUGCAGGUUAUAUACUCAAUUGCAAGAAAUAAAGUCAGGAUUGCGAGUUAUAAACUCAAAAUUGCGAGAAAUAAAGUCAGGAUUGCGAGUUAUAAACUCAAAAUUGCAGGUUGUAAACUCUCAAUUGCAAGAAAAUGUCAGAAUUGUGAGUUAUAAACUCAGUUGCGAGUUUUAAACUCAACUGCAGGAUAUAAAUUCACAAUUGCAAGAAAUAAAGUCAGAAUUACAAGUUAUAAACUUCUGACUUUUUCUCGCAAUUGUGAGUUUAUAUCUUCAGAAUUGUGAUAGAAACUCGCAUUUGCGAGUCAUAAAGCCAGAAUUGUAAGAUAAAAAGUUGCAAUUACCUUUUUAUUUUUUAUUCAGUGGUGGAAACAAGCUUCCAUACGGUAUGGCUGGCUACCAAACUAGUAUUUAUGCCAUGUGUGCAAUAUUCUGUGCAUGGCAUGCGUCUGUUUUGUAAACAUGGAAUAGCUAAUUUGCCAAACCAGUAUAUCAUAGUGUAAUACGCUUGACAUUGCAGUUCCAGUAUGAUGCAUGAACCAGAAGUAAAAUCAACUGUUUUAUUUCUGACAUAAUUGGACACUAUUUGCCUAAUUAAACAUGCCUUGUGAUAAUGUAGCAUAGUACUUUGAUACGAAUAACACAUGCUAUUUCCCAUACCAUGCAGACUGCAGAGUAUAUUCUGCGCUAGUACUCCAUUUCAAAACAAGUCAUGCUGCAUGGAUUUUUUGUCCAAUUGUUCACUUUUUUUCACCUUUAGUCACAUGUUGAAUCUUUCCUUUUUGGAGUAUUUUUAGAAAUCAUAAAAGAAACGUGGUUCUAGGUGCACAUGUAAUUUUAAUAACGUUGGUCAAAUAUCUUUAAAUCUCAUUAGCUACACACUGCCAACAGCCUUUGGGUUAAUUACACGAAUAGAGUUUCAAUCGAUCAUUUAUCACUGCUAUGAACUAUAUCCUUGACCCUAUUAUGGCAGUGUCAAAAGGUCUUGAUUGUUCUUGAAUAAUUAAGGAUUAAAGGUUAGAUUAUUACUGUAACUAAUAUGCACACUGCUGGCACCAGUUUCCAUCACUAAACACACCUCACCAUGAUACACGUCAAAGAUUUAACAUGGUGUAAGAUGCCCCUUGGGGUUUCUUUUGAGAUCUUUAACAUGCUUAACUGUAAGACUACACGUCCUGUUUCUAAAGUGAUGGGACCGUUGAAUGAAAUAUUCAGUAUGUACCAAGUACUCUUGUUUCUUGAGUGAUGCAAUGUGCUUUGCGGAUAAAUCAAGUCCAUGUCAUAGAGACUCAAGCAGGGUUGCAUGCAGGACACUCUUUGCUUUAGAUCUAAAUCAGAAUUUCAAGCUUUGUUAAUAGUUGAACACGAAUCAAGGGUGUCAGACUUACCUCAUUUGUAAGUGGCUUUAGAUUAAAGCAUCUGUUAAAUGAUUAAAUGUAGAAGUAGUGUUAAGUUUUUAAGCAAAGGGUUAGGGUAAAAAUCUAAUAGAGUUUGAACAUAAAUUGAAUUAUGUAGAGGAAAAUGUGCUGUUUGAUAUUAGUGGCACGUUUCUACUCAAAUAGUGGCUCCAUAUUCUUGAAGACGGAUUUGAGCAGUUUGUGGUAAGUACAAUUAGAUCUAUAAUUCUUUAAGCAUGAAUGAAUGUCUUGGAAAUGCGAUCUGUACACAGCUGGCCAGGAAGAAUGUUGACCGACUUAAUAAUGAACUCCGACUAUGAUUGUGUGAAAUGAUAAACGGAUUAAAGGAUUUAGCUCUUUAUGUAAUUUGAGUACUCAUGCCAAGCCACAAAUCCUUGUAGAUCUCAGACUGCAAGCUGUUUGAAAAUUAAUUAUAAAUUUACAGGAAUAUACCAGUUGACUUUAUUUUCUUUCCGCUCAGCCAGACGAUCCUGCGCUGAGAACGAGCGAGACGAGUGUUUGUUGAUCUGGUAUACCUCUACAAACUUUUUCCUUUUUUUAAUGGAGUCUCUUUGAGCUCAAGUUGAAGAUGCUCUGCGUCAUAUUUUUACCCAUCACGUUACUAGUUGCUGGGGGCUCAAAGCUCUGCCCUCAUCAGUGUUCUUGUUAUGAAGCAUCUGAGCUGGUGGACUGUCGAUCGCGAGGUUUCACUCACAUUCCCCACAGUAUUCCACACGGCACGUGGCUCCUGGACCUCAGUGGGAAUAAGUUGUCGGAGUUGAGGAGUACCUCUUUUACUGGGAUAUGGGCCCUCCGGGUCCUCCUGCUUUCACAAAGCAACAUGCAGGUGGUGCAUUCUCAGGCUCUUUCCUCUCUGACCUUCCUGGAAAAGUUGGACCUGUCUUACAAUGAGCUUCACGUCCUUCCUCCAGAUUUCUCUCAAGGGUUGACCUCCCUUAAAGAUCUCAAGCUUUCCCACAAUGCUCUGGAGCGUCUUGAGACCCACUCAUUCAAGGACCUAGAAAGUCUGGAGAGGUUAGAUCUCAGUCACAACCACAUUCAGGUCAUUGAAGUUGGGGCAUUUCGUGGACUUAUCAUGCUAAGGCACCUUAACCUGGCAUGGAAUCAAUUGACGGUUCUUCAAGGAGGUCUUCUGACCAUGCAACAAGGUCUUGGGGUUCUUCUCUUGGACCACAAUAAUGUCUCCAAAAUUGAAGCGGAAGCUCUGGCUCCCCUACAAACCCUCACCAUACUGAACUUAGAAGCCAACCAGUUGAGAAGCCUUAAGUUCAAGACAUUCUUAAACCUUCAGACACCCAGCACACAUCUGCAGAUGUCAGAGAACCCUUGGACGUGUGACUGCGAACUGCAUCGUGUUUUCAGUAAGAUACUCUACGUCAGGCAUCUCCACGUGGAUGAUUACAUGAAUAUCACGUGCCACUCUCCGCUCUUACUGGCUGGAGCGUCUCUGGGUUUGAUGCACAGUCAGCUGUGUAUCGCAGAAACAGCCACUGUUCUGAUCAUUACCGGAACUGUGAUGGUCACUGUAGUGGCGGCCAUGGUUAUGGCAGAACGGAAGCGAAAGAAGAAAAAGAUGAACCUGGAAAAACAAGGAAACGAGCCUAUGCCUUGGGUGUCUCACAAAUGAAGAAGGGAGGAAAAGUCAACAGAUAUUAGAAAUACAAUCUUUUUUUACGAUAUUAGACCAGGUCUUUGUUUUUGUGCAUGUAGCAAGGCCUGAAAUAAGGUCUGUAAACACAAGUUCAAGUUAUUUUCACAUUUUAAUCUGUGACACAAAAUACAUCAGUAAUACCCCCUUGUGAAGAGGCUAAAUGGGACUAUUGAAGUUGUUGGGGAAAUUAAACUUCAAACCAAACAGUUAAACUCAUCUACUCACUAGUCACUUUCACAACCUCUUGGUUUUAAUAAUCACUCUCUUGUGAAUUAUUCUGUCUCAAACUGUCAGGGAAAAUGUUUUUAAAAUAAAGACCGAAAGAGUUGUGGGAGUGAAGAAUAAAAAAUAAAAAAGGUAAUUGUGACUUUAUCUCACAAUUCUGACUUUUUUCUCGCAAUUGGGAGUUAACAAUUCUAACUUUUUUUCUCAGAAUUGCGUGAAAUAAACUUGCAAUUGUAAGUUAUAAAGUCCAAAUUAUGUGAUAUAGUCUUUUUUUUCCCCUCAGAAUUGCACUUUAUAACACAGUUGCAAGUUUAUAACUUUAUUUCUCGUAAUCGUGAGUUUAUAUCUCAGAGUACUGACAUUAUAACUCGCAAUUUUGAGAAAAGAAGUCAAGACUUGAGAGAUAAAAAGUCGCAAUUACAUAUUUUAUAUUUAGUGGCGGAAACAAGCUUCCAUAGUGGGAGGCUUAAUGGUCGUGAUGUUGAAGUCAUGUGACCGUGGUGUAGUUCAUUUAUAGCCUAACUUUAGCUUUUUACUUCUGACGAUUGUAUUUAGGCUUCAAAAUUCAUAAAAAUGAAGCAGGGUGAUGCAAAGUUAUGAGUUGGCUACAAAUAUACGGCAUCACUGCAGCACUCUGUAAUUUAUAUUAUAUUAAUAAUCAAUCCUAUUAAUUCAGUAUGGAUACAUUUUUCCUCACUCUGAGAAACGUCACAUUACUUGUUUGUGAACGCUCUUUCAUAUUGACUCGGUCAUCCCUAACUUGAAGGCUGCACCAGAACACAGACUUUGGAUUUUUUAGUACACGAUUGUUUUCAUCCCAUAGUGUAAAACACAUUAUUAGAAGCAUAUUUCAGUAGUUUGAUUUAAAAUGUGCAAUUACUGACUUAUUUUUUGAUGAUCUUGCUAAUUGUAUAAAAUCCUGCUAAAGGAAAUUCGACUUGAGUUUGGGUUUCAGAAUUCAAGAUGGUAGAAUGACGCAUGAAGAAGGUUUGUUUACUUUUUGGAACUCGAUACCUGGAGCACCAGCCUGACCUUUGGGGACGGCCUGUAAUUUUAUUCAUUGUUACUUUAAAUACACGUGAAGGGAUUCUAGUUAAUAAUUUAUUAUUGUGUCCUUGUGUGCUGGACCAAAUUUGUUUGAUCAACAUUUUCUUGUUGACCAGAUUAUCAGCUGAAUCAUUUAGAGAACUUACAUUUGAAAUUAUUUUAGUUCCGGUUUGUACACUUUGAGGGAUAAUACGACAAGUUUGAUAAUGAGUUGCUGUUGUAAUAUUUACUCCAUAAAUCUAUUUCUCUACAUACAUACAUACAUAAGUGUUUAAAAAAGCAACAAAUUCAAAAAUAUACAUUUAAAUUGAAAGGCAGAGAUUUUCCAUAAAAAAAAAAAAAAAAAAAAAAAAAAAAAUUGCCUAUCAAAGUUGUGUCCUUGCUUUGCGUCAACUGUGUCAGGAUUUUUUAUAAUUCUGAAUAAAUCAAGCAAUGUCACGGUCAUCUUUAACUCUGAGGAGCACUUACUAUUUCCUGCUCAUUGUGGAUCUCACAGUAGGACACAUAGUCCUGGAAUUUUUAUAGUUUUUAUGUUUUAUACAAACUAUGUUGAAGUUUCUGCAGGCAUAGCUUUAACAUGUCAACUCCGUCAUCCCGGUGUAAUAGUUUCUGUAAAUAGUUGUGGGAUAAAUCUUGGCAUUUUUGAUGUUUGUUAA